UCCGUACAUUUUUCCACACACCGUAGGCUGGUUCACACGAUCUAAACAUACGGAUCAUUCGCCAGGUAGUUGCUUUAAGAAAAACAAACGAUUGAGUUUACGUCGUUGAGUCAUCAACGAAUACGGAGCUGCACUUCUGCACACCUUUGACCAGCAGCAUGAUGCAGGCAGGAAUCUGACUGAGCAGCACAGGAUCAGACAGAAAGAAGAGGAACUGGAGUCUGUCCACAUGGCAGAGACAGAGUGUGCUGCACCAGGACUCAACACACUUCAGCCAGUGUGUGUUACAGGGCACAGCGGGGUCAGUGAUGUACACCACACACACACAUCACUGAUUAAAAUAGAAACUGAUCUGGGCUCCUCCCACACUGGGAAUGUUAAGACAGAGAGCCUAGACAUAACAGAGCUGGGGUAUGUAACUCAUCUAUGUCCUGACCAAAUGAAAACAGGGACUGAUGAUGGAGGACACCUUAAACCAGAACACAUCAAUGACCUGCAGGAUAUUAAAUCUGAUCCAUUGAAGUGUGAAUCCAGUGAAAGUUUAGUAAGUAAUCUCAUGAAUACUGUGAUGAUUGAAUCUGGUGCUGCACACAAAGACCAGACUGAACCAUGGCAAUGUACAGGAGAUCUAAACCCAAACUGUAAAAAUGAAGAAAUUAAUGAUUUGUCUACCCAAUGUGGGGACUUAAAUCGUGACUGUGACAAAAACAAUGACGAUACUUUGACCAGGAUUGUCCAGAAAAGUACAAGCCAUAGCAUAAAACAUAUACCAAUGAUACUUAAUUCAAGUAUACACCCAAGCCUUUUGAAUAUAAUUCAAAACAAGACAAUUCCUAGAAAUAACAGUGAAAUUGAAACGGGUGAAAAGAUGCACAAGUGUACACAAUGCAAGAAGUGUUUUAAUACAAAAUCUGAAUUGAAUAUGCACCAGAAAAUUCAUACAGGUGAAAAGCCCUAUAAGUGCAUGCAGUGUGGGAAGCAUUUUCGCCAAAGGUCUCAUUUAAACAUCCACCUCAGAAUUCAUACAGGUGAAAAGCCAUACAAGUGUACACAGUGUGAGAAGUCUUUUCGUACAAAUGACAUUUUAAAUAGACAUCUGAUAAUUCAUACAGGUGAAAAGUCGCACAAAUGUUCUUUUUGUGGAAAGUGUUUUUCCACAGCAUACAAAUUAAAUGUCCACCAGAGAAUUCAUACAGGUGAUAAGCCAUACAAAUGUUCCCAAUGUGGGAAGUCAUUUUCCACAAUAUGUUAUUUAAAUGUCCAUAAGAGAAUUCAUACAGGUGAAAAGCCCUAUAUAUGUUCUCAUUGUGGGAACUCUUUUUCACAAAUGUCUCAGUUAAAUAACCACCUAGGUACUCAUACAGGUGAAAAGCCAUACAAGUGUACACAGUGUGAGAAGUGUUUUCGUACAAAUGACAUUUUAAAUAGACACCUGAGGAUUCAUUCAGGUGCAAAGCCAUACAAGUGUUUGCACUGUGACAAGUGUUAUCGUGAAAAUAAUUCUUUAACUGUGCACAUGAGGAAUCAUACAGGCGAAAAGCCCUACAAAUGUUCUUACUGUGGAAAGUGCUUUUCUAAAAUGUCUUAUUUAAAUGUCCACCAGAGAAUUCAUACAGGUGAAAAGCCCUACAAAUGUUCUCAGUGUGGAAAGUGCUUUUCUAAAACCUCUUAUUUAAUUGUCCACCAGAGAAUUCAUACAGGUGAGAAACCCUACAAAUGUUCUCAUUGUGGGAAGUGUUUUUCUACAACAUCUAAAUUAAAAGUCCACCAGAGAAUUCAUACAGGAGAAAAUCCAUACAAAUGUUUUCAGUGUGGGAAGUGUUUUUCCCGAACAAGUGGCUUAAAUGCCCACAAGAAGGUUCAUACAGGUGAAAAGCCCUACAAAUGUUCUCAGUGUGAAAAGUGCUUUUCUAAAACCUCUUAUUUAAUUGUCCACCAGAGAAUUCAUACAGGAGAAAAGCCCUACAAAUGUUUUCAGUGUGGGAAGUGUUUUUCCAGAACAAGUGGCUUAAAUGCCCACAAGAAGAUUCAUACAGGUGAAAAGCCCUACAAAUGUUCUCAGUGUGGGAAAUGUUUUUCCCGAACAAAUGGUUUAAAUAACCACAAGAAGAGUCACACAGGUGAAAAGCCCUAAAAGUGUCUACAGCAUGUGAUGUAUUAUGUGAACAAAUCUAACCUAAAUUUCCAAUGUCAGCAUGUGUAACAUACUGUGGAAGGAUUAGUAUUACAAAAUUAAUUCAGGUAAACAAAACCCUUUCAAUGUCCUUAGUGUGGGAAGUGUUUUUCCCAGAAAUGUAAUGUAUGCAGCCAACAGAGAAUUCAUGCAGUUGAACGGCUUUUCAUAUAUACUUUGUGUUUGAAUUGAAAAAAAUCUCUUUUAAAUGACAAACAGAAAGUUCAUACUGGUCAAAAGCCUCGCAAAUUCUCAUUGUGUACUUUGUACAGAAAGUUUCUCGUAUUCAUCCAAACUAGAACACCUGAGAAUUUAGAAGUAUCGCCUCAUUUAGUUUCAGAAAACAUCAGAAAAUUCUUGCAAUGAAAAGCCUUUGUACAUGUAUUCUGUGGAAGGCUUGUCAUCCUGCUUAAUGUAAAUCUUUAAACUACCUUCAUAUGAAUGUCUGUAUAUUAAUUGUAGAAAAAGUUUCAAAUCCUACAUCAGGUUAAAAAUGAACACAAAAAAAUUAGAAAUUUGAGAACUCGUAAGUAUAAUGGAUCAUUAUGUGCAUUUCAACAUCAGAAAAUUCCACCUGAAACUAAAUGUGUAUCCCACGUGGGAAAUUUGCUUACCAUUUAAAAUAAGCUUGCAAAGUCAUUUUGGCUAAAAGCCUCUGCCAAAUGACUAAACUGUGAAUUAUGUUUCUACAGACUAAAAGGAAAAAAACCCUACAAAUGUAUUCACUGGGUGCAGUGUUUUCCCCAUAAAAAUGAGUUCAAUUGCCAAAAUAUAAUUCAUACAGGUGAAAACCCCAACAAAUGUCUUUUUUUGUGGGAGGUGUUUUUCCAAAAUAUCUCAUUUGGGUAGGCACCAGAAAAUUUCUACAUAUGGAUAACUUGACAGAUAUACUCAUUGUGGGAAGCAUGAAAGAAUCCUUCAUGUGAUGUAUUUUGAGGGAAGUGUUUUAGAUGUUUUAGACAGAACAACACAACUAAUGGAGUGAAUAAAAGAUGAAUUUUUUUGAUAAUCAUAUUUUAGAUAGACAUAUGAAAAAAAAAAAAACUGCACAUGGAUUGGGAUACUCUGGGAUGCCAUUUUCCAUUUAUAACAAGUGUUUGUGAUUGUUUUGUUCCUUGUAAAUGUAAAAGGUAAUUAAUUGGGAAUUGAAUGGUGAUAUUUUGUGAUGAAACUGAAACCAAUGUAAUUAUCUUGAAAGAAACAAUGUGAAAGCUGUUUGGAAGUACUGUAGACAGACACGUGGCAAUGUAUAUUACAAGCUUGUAUUUUGAAAAUUCA
This is a messenger RNA of Anguilla anguilla (European eel), 3451 nucleotides long. Its product is annotated as zinc finger protein 2 homolog. The coding region runs from base 230 to 2134 and encodes 634 amino acids. The record is from RefSeq and is a predicted model, not a curated record. Gene Ontology annotation, biological process: regulation of immune system process; regulation of cytokine production; negative regulation of transcription by RNA polymerase II. NCBI's taxonomy places the organism in Eukaryota, Metazoa, Chordata, Actinopteri, Anguilliformes, Anguillidae. The transcript is spliced from 2 exons.